ACCCGGCUGGCGCUAUUGAGCCUGGGAACUGGAACAAGCUUGCACGCGUUAUGACAGUUUGACAGGGGACACGCCUGUAACGUUAGUCUACAAUAUAUUUCAGCAAUAGAGGAAACGCAAAUUAAAUAGCCUACAUUUAUCAGUAAAUACAUUUAUCUAAAUUGUAAAGCAACUGGAAGACAAUUAUACACCACUAAAAAUCUACUAAGACGUCGAUAGCCUACCAAGUGACUAUUCUUCAUGUUAAGUCACUUUUCCCUAACCAAGGAGAAAAUAACCUUUCAGACCUUUCAUCCUCUCUUGCUUUUUUUGGAACGUUGGGAAAUUUGCAUGUCACCUAGCUGACAAAGUUAGUGUGUUGUUCAUUUUAAUCACAGGUUACAAAGUUUGCCAUCAAUAAAAAGUUACUUUAGAGUUUACGUGAGUUCGGACAAAAUGUUCAGCUGGGCCAGCAAGAACGGGAGGAAAAAAGACCCUGAAUUAUUUCAGACAGUUUCGGACGGACUUCGCCGAUUGUACCGAACCAAACUUUUUCCUUUGGAAGAAGCAUACCGCUAUCAUGAUUUUCACUCACCAGCUUUAGAGGACGCUGACUUUGACAACAAACCAAUGGUCCUUUUAGUUGGCCAAUACUCAACCGGGAAGACCACCUUUAUUCGGCAUCUGAUGGAGCAGGACUUUCCCGGUAUGCGAAUAGGUCCCGAACCUACAACCGACUCUUUCAUAGCCGUCAUGCAUGGUGACCAGGAUGGGCUGAUACCAGGCAACGCUCUAGUAGUUGAUCCUAAGAAACCAUUCCGAAAACUCAACGCUUUUGGCAACGCAUUCCUCAACAGGUUCAUCUGCGCUCAGAUGCCCAAUCCGGUACUGGAGAGCAUCAGCAUCAUCGACACUCCAGGAAUCCUGUCAGGCGAGAAGCAGAGGAUCAGCAGAGGCUAUGACUUUGCAGCGGUUCUGGAGUGGUUCGCGGAGAGGGUGGACCGCAUCGUUCUGCUCUUCGACGCCCACAAGCUGGACAUCUCGGAUGAGUUCUCGGAGGUCAUCCGGGCCCUGAAGAACCACGAGGACAAGAUGCGCGUGGUGCUGAACAAGGCCGACCAGAUCGGCACCCAGCAGCUGAUGAGGGUGUACGGCGCCCUCAUGUGGUCGUUGGGCAAGAUCGUCAACACGCCCGAGGUGGUGCGGGUCUACAUUGGCUCCUUCUGGGCCCAGCCGCUCUUAGUGCCGGACAAUCGCAAGCUGUUUGAGGCUGAGGAGCAGGACCUGUUCCGGGACAUCCAGAGCCUGCCCCGAAACGCUGCCCUGCGUAAGCUGAACGACCUUAUCAAGCGCGCUCGCCUUGCCAAGGUCCAGGCCUAUAUCAUCAGUUCCUUGAAGAGGGAAAUGCCCAACAUGUUUGGAAAGGAAAACAAAAAGAAGGAGCUGAUUGCCAACCUUGGAGAGAUCUACCUGAGGAUUGAGAAAGAGCACCAGAUAUCACCAGGGGACUUUCCCAAACUCAGUAAGAUGCAGGAGAUCCUGGCCGGCCAGGACUUUACUAAGUUUCAGUCCAUCAAGCCCAAGCUGCUGGAAGCUGUUGAGGAUAUGCUGGCCAACGACAUCGCCAAGCUAAUGACUCUAGUGCGACAGGAAGAGGCUUCCAUGCCCAGCCAGUCCGUUCAGGGUGGUGCCUUUGAGGGCUCCAUGAAUGGACCCUUUGGCCACGGCUACGGAGAAGGUGCUGGCGAGGGCAUCGACGAGCUGGAGUGGAUAGUAGCACGUGACAAGCCCACCUACGACGAGAUCUUUUAUACCCUCUCGCCCGUCAACGGUAAGGUGUCAGGCGCCAUGGCCAAAAAGGAGAUGGUGAAGUCCAAACUACCCAACACUGUCCUAGGAAAGAUCUGGAAGCUGGCCGACGUGGAUGGGGACGGCUUCCUCGAUGAUGACGAGUUUGCCCUGGCCAAUCACUUGAUUAAGGUGAAGCUGGAGGGUCACGAGCUCCCAGCUGAUCUACCCGAACACCUGGUACCCCCAACAAAACGACAGCAGGAGUGAGGACCUGCAGGAGUCUGGGUUUAUGAGGGUGGUUUAGGCUCAUCCAUUAGCAAAAUGCCAAUACAAGGUGGGGUGCAGAGAUUGGUGUUUAGAAUUCAAAUCAAUAUAUUAUAGAAAAUAAAAGUUGAUGACACAAAAUAUACAUAGUCAUUUUUAGAAAAAUAAACUAAUUUAUUCCUCACCCAAAUUGUUAGUCUGCAGUUUUUUUUUUUUACUUUUUCAUGCACUUUUACUAAUUCUGACCCUUCAGCACCAUUUAUUUUAAGCUCACAGUAAUACUUUACUCCAUUUUUAUUAUCCACUCCUUAAUAGUGACAAUGUCUGCUCCUGGGGUCUCAUUCGUAUGGGGCAUUUGGGUUUAUAUGACUAGAGGGAAGAUCGCACCUUACUGACCAAGACCUUCUUGUGGUCUGCCAUCUAAGUACUAAACAAGCCCAUACCUGCUUAGUUUCUGCCAUUUGGCAGAAGCAGGGUGCAUGAUGGUAUGGCUACUUUGUAUCCUAUUGUAGUUUUGAGUAGAACCCUGUCUUCCUGUCUUCCUCUGCUUUUCCACUGUAAAUUGCACCUCACUACACUGGCAGUGGUUUAUCAGAAUCACAUGCUUUCCAAGGUUCAUUUUCUGAGGAAGAGACUACGCCUAUCAAAGUGAUUCCACUGUAACACUUAAAAUAAGCUAAUAUCUCUGAGGGGCUAGUUAGAACAGAGAAGUUGCGUCUUUUCAAAGCGAUUAUCCUUGUUUAACUCAUGCAUACACAUCAGGCUGUUUUUGUUUAGAAUGAUAAUUGAUUUUGUCCAUAAUUGGUCCAUUUCUAUCGAUACAUUGCAUUCCUGAAUGAGAAAUAAGUUGAUGUCUAACACUUUUGAUCUACAAAUUCCUUUAAAUUUGUAUGCUUAUUUUUUUCAGCACGAAUAGACAUUUACUUAUGUGAGAGCCCUCUGUAGGUGGUAAAACAGAAAACAGCUGAAGGUAUUAAUUCAUAUUUAGAACACUGAAAUCUGAUCUGAGCAUAGCGUUCAUUCAAAAUGGCUAUGCUUGUACUGACUCCAUGUACAUUAUUCAGUAGCUGGUUCUCAACUGGCUAGUUCUUAAAUCUAUUGUUCAUGUUAUCUAUGAAAAACCAGUUCAUGCUCUCAUUCCAUGUUUUAUAAUGUUAAUUUUCGAGUCAACUAUAUGAACUAAUAUGUCUGUUUGUUCAAGAAAGAUACAAACAAACUAGUUGAGCCAAAUUAGAGGACUUUUGGACUGGGGUUAUAUUCAGAUAUUCAAUUGUGGCUAUUGUUAGCACAGACAUGUAAUAUAUUAAAGCAGACUCCCAAUAUAUUGUUCUUUAGCUAGUAUUUAUACACUGACACACUAUAAAUGUGUACAUUGUGUAUGUCUUUCUAAAUAAAAUUCACUCAAAAAAUA
This is a messenger RNA of Conger conger (European conger), 3445 nucleotides long. It is a transcript of the gene ehd1b, whose product is annotated as EH-domain containing 1b. The transcript has 5 exons. Lineage: Eukaryota; Metazoa; Chordata; Actinopteri; Anguilliformes; Congridae. Gene Ontology annotation, cellular component: cytoplasm; clathrin-coated pit; intracellular vesicle. The record is from RefSeq and is a predicted model, not a curated record. Gene Ontology annotation, molecular function: calcium ion binding; protein binding; molecular adaptor activity. Gene Ontology annotation, biological process: clathrin-dependent synaptic vesicle endocytosis; endosomal transport. The coding region runs from base 436 to 2037 and encodes 533 amino acids.